AUGAACCCAUUGUUAAUCUUAAUCAAUCUUAUUGCGACGGCAGCAAUUGAUUUUAGCAUAUCACCAGAUAAAGACAAACAAAAUAUUAACAUAAUCAGAUUUAUGAUUCAUGGUGGAGUUGAUUCAAAUCACAAAUCGACUUUGGAAGUUGUAUCUAUGUGUUGUAAUUCACUGGCGAAUACCACAUCAAUCAAAAUAAUCAAUUUUCACAACCUGGAGACAAAUACUGAAUACAUGCGUUUUAUUCCCAGAAACUAUUUUAUGAAUAGUUAUUUUUAUUGGAUUGAACUUAAUGAUGGUCUGAAAUCCAAUACAAUUGAAUAUUCAACUAAUAGAGCUCAGUGUAAGUGA
Molecule: messenger RNA, 351 nt
Organism: Enterospora canceri
Lineage: Eukaryota; Fungi; Microsporidia; Enterocytozoonidae
Source: the annotation of a GenBank genome assembly